Messenger RNA from Recurvomyces mirabilis, 1677 nucleotides. RefSeq lists its product as uncharacterized. NCBI's taxonomy places the organism in Eukaryota, Fungi, Ascomycota, Dothideomycetes, Mycosphaerellales, Teratosphaeriaceae. Gene Ontology annotation, cellular component: membrane. The coding region runs from base 1 to 1677 and encodes 558 amino acids. The transcript has 3 exons. Gene Ontology annotation, biological process: transport. Gene Ontology annotation, molecular function: transporter activity. The record is from RefSeq and is a predicted model, not a curated record.
AUGGUCAAUGCCACCAGCUGGACCGUGUGCAACACAACCCUCGAAGACAGCUAUAUCACCGAAGACCCACUAUGGAAAGGCUUCACCUUCCACCACUUCGGCCUCUUCCUCAGCGCCAUCUUUGGCCUGAUCAGUGUCGUUGUGGCCCUCUUCCUGGUCUUCCAACACGCUACGCACUACAGCCGGCCAUGGGAACAACGACACAUAAUCCGCAUCCUGCUCAUGAUACCCAUCUACAGCACCGUCUCCUUCCUAUCCUACCUCUUCUACCGCAAAGCCGUCUACUUCCAGGUUCUAGGAAACUGUUACGAGGCCUUUGCUAUCGCUAGUUUCUUCACGCUGCUGUGCCAUUAUGUGGCGCCCUCACUACACGACCAGAAGGAUUACUUUAGGGGUCUGGUACCAGUUAAUUGGUUCUGGGGUGUUUUCGGUCUGCAGAAGUGCACGGGUGGGCAGAAUAGAGGGCCAUUUAGGAAGCCGAGGAGUGGAUUGACGUGGUUCAACAUAGUAUGGCUCGGCGUCUUCCAGUACUGCUUCAUUCGAGUGCUCUUCACGAUCGUCUCUGUCGUGACCGAGGAGACUGGACGCUACUGCGAGGCUUCGUUAUCACCGGCUUUUGCACAUGUCUGGGUGACAGCAUUCGAGGCAGCUUCGGUCACGAUUGCGAUGUUCUGCUUGAUUCAAUUCUACAUCCAGCUGCGACAAGACUUGGCAGAGCACAGACCAUUCUUGAAGGUGCUAUGUAUAAAGCUCGUCAUUUUCUUCUCGUUCUGGCAGACGAUCAUAAUCAGCCUACUAUCGUCAAGCAACGGCCCACUACAGCCAACAAAAAAGAUUGCAUACCAGGAUAUCAAGGUCGGCAUACCCAGCACGGCAUUGUGCAUCGAGAUGGCCAUCUUCUCCGUCAUGCACCUCUUCGCCUUUCCAUGGAAGGAGUACAGCUUGAAGCGUGAUGAUCCCUUGACAGUGAGCGGCUCUGGCUACAGCGGCGCAGCACCUCGGUAUCUUGGUGGCCCACUAGGGGUGAAAGCCUUCGUCGAUGCCUUCAAUGCCUAUGAUAUCAUCAAAGCAUCGGCAAGAGGAUUCAGAUGGCUAUUUGUGGGUUACAAGAAGCGAGAGCAAGAUGCGUCAUACCAGCCGAGUAAGCUCGAUGGCACGACUGGCUACUCCGGACCUACAUUCGCAGGUAGUGGCGACGCGGCGACUGAGCUGCGACCGAGUAAUGACGGGCGAGGUCAGAUGGGCACGGAGGAAGACGACAGAGCAGGUCUCUUGCGCCACUCAGCCACACUCGGCACAGCGCGCAUGCAAAGCUCAUCCCCAUACCGAACAGCCACAACAGACGACUACUCUUCCGGCGACGAAGCCCAAGGAAUCUCACGGCACGACCGCUCACAACCAGGCAUGGCCAGCUCAAACUCGAAAGCCUACGAAGCCCAGGAUUUCUCCUCCGGAGCGCCGCGGCCUUCGAGACUAGACGAGGAAGAUCCGGGGUAUCACCCAGGAAUCGGGCCUGCAGGCACACAUCCCGCAUACCGUGCCGACGACCAGGACGAUCCAGGGUGGAAUCACUGGGCGGGUGCACAAGGUGGUGGCGGUGCGGGGAGAGGAGGCGGUAGUGAUCAGGAUAGCGUGCGACCGCCUACUUAUAGGACAAAUGAUCCGCGGCAGAGGUAG